Molecule: messenger RNA, 3664 nt
Organism: Pezoporus occidentalis (night parrot)
Lineage: Eukaryota; Metazoa; Chordata; Aves; Psittaciformes; Psittacidae
Gene: TIMELESS
Product: timeless circadian regulator
Exons: 28
Biological process (GO): DNA replication checkpoint signaling; DNA repair; replication fork arrest
Cellular component (GO): replication fork protection complex
Molecular function (GO): DNA binding
Source: RefSeq, a predicted model, not a curated record
GCGGAACCGGGGGGCGCUGAGCCCCGGGUCGCACAAGGUCCCCGUUACCGGCGCCGGUGCGCGGACGGGUGCGGGAUGAACUGCGAGCUCCUGGCUACCUGCAGCGCUCUGGGCUACCUGGAAGGGGCCGUUUACCACCGGGAGCCCGACUGCCUGGAAAGCGUUAAGGACCUGAUCCGGUACCUGCGCCACGAGGACGAGACCCGGGAUGUGCGGCAGCAGCUCGGGGCGGCGCAGAUCCUGCAGAACGAUCUCCUGCCCAUCCUGGUGCAGUACCCGCAGGACAAGGUCCUGUUCGAUGCCCUGGUCAGGCUGAUGGUGAACCUGACGCAGCCGGCGCUGCUCUGCUUCGGCAAAGUCCCUGCGGAUGCCGGCUCCCGGCACCACUUCCUGCAGGUCGGGACUUACCUCCAGGCCUAUAAAGAGGCGUUUGCCAGUGAGAAGGUGUUUGGGGUGCUCAGUGAGAAGCUCUAUGACCUCCUGCAGCUCGACUGGGAGCAGCGGCAGGAGGAGGACACGCUGCUCAUCGAGAGGAUCCUGCUCCUGGUGCGCAAUGUCCUGCACGUCCCCCUGGACCCCACCGAGGAGCAGCGCGUGGACGGCGACGCCACCGUGCACGACCGGGUGCUGUGGGCGCUGCACAUCAGCGGCAUGGACGAUCUGCUCAAGUUCCUGGCCAGCGCCCAGACGGAGCAGCAAUGGGCGCUGCACGUCCUGGAGAUCAUCUCCCUCAUGUUCCGUGACCAGAGCCCGGAGGACCUGGCGGUGCUGGGGCAGGGCCAGGCGGGUGCUGAGCACAGGGAGGACACGCGGGAGCUGCAGAGCCUGCGGCAGCGGGAGCUGGCGGAGAAGAGGAGCCGGGCGCUGCAGCGCCCGUACAGGCACUCCCGGUUCGGCGGCUCCUACGUCCUGCAGGGCCUGAAGGCGAUCGGGGACCGGGACGUGGUGUUCCAUAAGGGGCUGCACCACCUGAAGAGCUACAGCCACGACCUGGGCAAGGAGCCGCGGCGCGUGCCCCGGCGGCGCCAGGCAGCCCCCGAGGCCGAGGCUCCGCACCGCUCCGCGCGCAACGUCCGCCUCUUCCUGCGCCGCUUCUGCCAGGACUUCCUGGAGGGCUGCUACAACCGCCUCAUGCUGCUGGUGAAGGACCACUUGGUGCGGGAGAAGGCUCAGCAGCACGAUGAGACCUAUUACCUGUGGGCUUGCGCCUUCUUCAUGGCCUUCAACCGGCACCGCGGCUUCCGCCCGGAGCUGGUGUCCGAGACCGUGGGCGUCCGCGCCUUCCACUUCAUCGAGCAGAACCUCACCACCUACUACGAGAUGGCGCUGAUGGACAAGAAGGAGGCCGUGACCUGGGCACGCAGGAUGCACUUGGCUCUCAAGGCGUACCAGGAGCUGCUGCGCACGGUGCAGGAGAUGGACCGGUCCCCGGAGCCGGCGGUGCGGGACAGCAGCCAGGUCAUCAAGAGCAACAUCUUCUACCUGAUGGAAUACCGGGAGCUCUUCCUCACGCUCUUCCGCAAGUUUGACGAGACCAAGCAGCCGCGCAGCUUCCUGCGGGACCUGGUGGAGACGGCGCAUCUCUUCCUGCGCAUGCUGGAGCGCUUCUGCCGCGGCCGCGCCAGCCUCGUGGUGCAGAGCAAGCGUGUGCGGAGGAAGAAGCAGCCCCGCGCGCCCGCAGCCGCAGCCCCGCAGCCGCCCAGCGCCGAGGAGCUGCAGGAGCUGUGGGCAGGGCUGGCCCCACAGCUUCAGGCCUGUCUGCAGGGCGAGGUGCCCCUCCCCGAGGACGUGGUGCCCUUCGAUGCUGCGUCGGAGACGCCGGUGGAGGAGCAACGCGCCGAGGCCCUGCUGCGGAUCCAGGGGUGCCUGCGGGAUGCUCGGGUCCCCCAGGCCCUGCAGCUGCUCCGCUCUGCCCGGGAUGUGUGGCCCGAAGGGGAUGUGUUCGGACCCCCCAGUGCGGGCCCCCCCGAGGAGACCCAGCUGCUCCAGGACAUCCUCUUUGCUCCUCUGCCCCGUGAAGGGGGCUCUGGGGCUGAGGGGGGGUGAUUCCCCAUUGACCGCAUCGGCCCCACUCACCGGCGCUAUGGGGAUAGGUUCGCCUGUGCCCCCGUGGUGCGGGCGCUGGUGCUGCUGCUGCGGGGGUACCCCCGCAACAGCGCCCGCACCAACCACUGCGCCGCGCGCCUGCUGCACCGCCUGGCCCGCGACCUGCGCAUGGAGCCGCUGCUCUUCCAGCUCUCCCUCUUCGCCCUCUUCAACCGGCUCCUGCACGACCCCGCCGCCGGCGCGCACCAGGAGCUCGUGGCCUUGGCCAAGUUCAUCCUGGGCAAGUUCUUCGCGCUGGCGGCCACCAACAAGAAGGCGUUCGUGGAGCUGCUCUUCUGGAAGAGCCCUGCGGCCGCCCGCGAGAUGACCGAGGGCUACGGCUCCCUGCGGGAGGGAGAGGGGGCUGGCAGGAGCCGGGCCCCCCCCUGGACCCCGCAGGAGGAGCAGGAGCUGCGGGAGCUCUAUUGGAAGUACAGGGAGGUGGAAGGCUUGGACGUGGCCGGAGCCAUCCUGGCGCAGCUCCCGGCGCCCGGGCGCACCCGCAGGCACCUGGUGAAGCACUUGGUGCGCUUGGGGCUCAUCGGCAGCGCCCGCGACCUCCCGCGGCAGAGGAAGGGCACCCACAUCGUGCUGUGGACGCAGGAGCAGGAGGAGGAGCUGGCGCGGCUCUUUGAGGAGUUCCGGGGCUCGGAUGACGUGCUGGGCCGCAUCCUGCAGCACCUCACGGCGCGGCGCUCGCGGGCGCGGGUCGUGGACAAGCUGCUGGCGCUGGGGCUGGUGGCGACGCGCGCCGAGCUCUACAAGAGGCGCCGGAGGAAGGGCCAGGGCCCUGCACCGGGACCGGGAGCCCCGGCAGCGCUGGCCCAGGACAGCUCCGAGGAUGGGGACAGCGAGGAGGAGGAUGAAGAAGAUGAAGACCCCAUGGAGGGGGCUGAGGAAGGGGCUGGGCAGGGCCUGGCGCAGCGGCUGCAGCAGGAAGGCCUGGCCGGGCCCCUGCGCUGGCUCCAGAGCUGCCUGCGGAGGACGGCGGGGGACCGGGAGGAGGAUGGCACCUCCCACCCGGUGCCGCUGGUGCCGCUCUCGGAGGAGAACGAGGACGCGAUGGAGAACCGGCGCUUCCAGGCCCUGCUGCGGCGGCUGGGGCUGCGGCCCCCCGAGAGCGAGCAGGAAACCUUCUGGCGCAUCCCGGCUGCGCUCACCCCACGGCUGCUCCGCCGGGCGGCCGCCUCCAUCACCCACCACGGCCCCGACCCCUCGGGGUCCCCCCGGGAGCUGCCGGAGCCACCCCAGUGCCCGCAGGACCCUGACCCAGCAGCAUCACCGCAGCCGCCGGAUUCGGAGAGUGAGGAGCCUGACCCCAGCCCCGUGCAGCCCCACACCAAGAGGCAACGGGACCUCGACAGCGAGGACGAGGCCUCCGGCAGCUCCGCCCCAGCGCUGCCCCCCGAGGAUGAGGAGCUGCAGCCCCUGGGGAGGAGGAAGCGCAUCCGGUGCGUGGAAGAGGAGGAAGAGGAGGAAGACUGAGGCUCCCCAUGGGCUGUUUCACACAGGUUUUAAGGGUGCUGUGGAAGCACCUUUCCCCCCUUGUCCUGGUCUCUCCAUUUCCUUGUUUUAUCCC